Penicillium cinerascens is the source of this 681-nucleotide messenger RNA. Its product is annotated as carbonic anhydrase. Gene Ontology annotation, cellular component: cytoplasm. NCBI's taxonomy places the organism in Eukaryota, Fungi, Ascomycota, Eurotiomycetes, Eurotiales, Aspergillaceae. Gene Ontology annotation, biological process: cellular response to oxidative stress; carbon utilization; cellular response to carbon dioxide. The record is from RefSeq and is a predicted model, not a curated record. The coding region runs from base 1 to 681 and encodes 226 amino acids. The transcript is spliced from 2 exons. Gene Ontology annotation, molecular function: carbonate dehydratase activity; zinc ion binding.
AUGCACAGGUAUCUCAAGCAGUCGCUCGAGACCCUGUUCAAGAACAACAGGGAGUGGGCUCUCUCCAAGAGAAGCACGGAUCCCGCGUUCUUCGACAAGCUUGCCGAUGGACAGGAACCAGACUAUCUCUACAUUGGCUGCAGUGACAGCCGCGUCCCCGCCAAUGAAAUCAUGGGUCUCGAGGCCGGUGAAGUGUUUGUCCACCGCAACAUCGCCAAUCUCGUCCCCAAUACCGACCUCAAUGUCAUGUCCGUAAUCAACUACGCAGUACGGCAUCUGCACGUGAAGCAUAUCAUCAUUUGCGGUCACUACAACUGUGGAGGGGUCAAGGCCGCUCUCACUCCCGCGGACUUGGGGCUUUUGAAUCCUUGGCUGCGAAACAUUCGCGAUGUCUAUCGCCUGCACGAGAAAGAGCUUGACGCGAUCGCCAAUGAAGGUGACCGGUACAAUCGACUCAUUGAAUUGAACGUCAUUGAGUCUUGCCGAAACGUCAUCAAGACUGCCGCGGUCCAGCAGAGCUACCAACAACACGGCUAUCCCAUCGUGCACGGCUUGGUUUUCGACCUUCGUGACGGUCUCUUGAAGGAUCUUCAAGUCGAUUUUGAGAAGACACUGGCGGAUGUGAAGAAAAUUUACUGCCUCUCCCCGGGUCCUAAACCUAAAUCAGAAGAGCAAGAGUGA